Messenger RNA from Carassius gibelio (silver crucian carp), 1425 nucleotides. RefSeq names its product neurotrophin-7-like. The coding region runs from base 355 to 1044 and encodes 229 amino acids. Gene Ontology annotation, biological process: positive regulation of collateral sprouting; positive regulation of peptidyl-serine phosphorylation; nerve development. Gene Ontology annotation, molecular function: nerve growth factor receptor binding; growth factor activity. The transcript is spliced from 3 exons. The record is from RefSeq and is a predicted model, not a curated record. Lineage: Eukaryota; Metazoa; Chordata; Actinopteri; Cypriniformes; Cyprinidae.
AGUGGAGGUCAGGGGAGUAGCUGUGGGACUCCAACUUUUUCAGAACAAUCAAUUUCCCUUAAGAGAGUGUGGGAGCAGGGCUGGAGUGGAUGGCACAGGACCUGGAUACUUGCAUUGUGUAACGCUGAUUUUGCAUUUGGGAUAAGCCUGUGUAGAGCUUGAGAGCUGGAAUACCAUCAACUUGGGUUUUUGACAUUUCCCUAACUUGAGAGGAGAGCAUCUGUGAGAAGUAGCAGACACACAGGCCAGUCCUGAUGGCAGGCGCUUGGGGGUCAGCCUGCACUGGACUCUGGCUCUAGCAGCCCACUGGGCCCUCACUUCAACUCUUAACAUUUCACAGCAGGACGAGUGCCCAUGAGGUCGUUGACGCUGGUCCUCCUCAUCCUGAUCAGCGUCCAGGCUGCACUCAUCAUGGGAGGCCACACCCAGGCGCAGGGGCCAGCCAAUCAGCAUGCAGCAGCGCAUCACUCACCCAGGCCUCGCGGCCAAUUCAAGCAGGACUCACACCACGAUGACCUAAUCCCCAAUGUGGACCCCAAACUCUUCAACAAGCGCCGUUACCGUUCACCUCGUGUGCUAUUCAGCGACGUGGUACCUACAGAAAAUGAUACAGGGAGCCCCAGACGCCCACGUGUCCGGCGGAAGGCCAACGAUCACUUGAAUCGUGGUGAGUACUCAGUGUGUGACAGCGAAGAGCACUGGGUUGGCAACCUGACCCAAGCCACAGACUUAGCGGGCAAUGAAGUCACGGUGCUGCCGCAUUUUCGCAUCAACAACAUUGUAAAGAAGCAGCUGUUCUACGAGACCACGUGCCGCGUGUCGAAGCCAGUCAGUGCCCCCAAGACAGGUCAAGGAGCCAGUGGCAUUAAAGCUGGAACCUCUCGCUGUCGUGGGAUCGACAACAAGCACUGGAACUCUUAUUGCACCAACACGCACACCUAUGUGCGGGCGCUAACGACCUAUAAAAACCAGAUCGCCUGGAGGUUCAUCCGAAUCAACUCUGCCUGCGUGUGCGUCCUUAGCCGCAACUCAUGGAGGCAUUGACUGACUUAUUGACUGGUGUCUCAGCCAAUCCACUGCAGCCUCCUGUCGUAAGCCCCUCCCACCCAUCAAUAAUAAUAACCGUACUGCCAAAGUCGGUAAUCUGAGACUCCGCCCCUUUUCUGAUCUCUUUAUGACAUUGCAACCCAGUCCCCUCCUACCCUACCUCACUCUGUAAAUUAUUGGUCGUUUAAGUUAUGAGGACUGCAUGACAUAUUUAUAUAGUUUAUACAUUCAGAAUAUAAAUUUAUAUAUAUAUAUAUAUAAAUAUAUAUGUGUGUGUGUGUGUGUGUGUGUGUGUGUGAGUGUAUAUACAGUAUACAUAAAGCAAGCUUUUGUUGUGUUGUUGAUCCUCUUAUUUAUUAAACCCCUCACUUCAGUAUG